AUGCUAAACAGCAACAUUCUGGAACUUAUUUAUAGCAAUGUGGAUCCGGCUACAUAUUUGCACUACGAUGGAACCAGAACAACUCCUGAUUUACUCCUGGCUUCUGGUCACAAACCAGUCAUUGCUAGCAUUACCAUCGGCAGCAAAAGCAUGUCAAGGAAAGUGCCAACUAAGCUAUCAUGGAACUUCAAGAAGGCUGACUGGCCUAGAUUCACAAACCUUUUAGAGGAUGAACUUCAUUCAAGCCUCCUCAUCUUCAACCAACAUCCUGACAAACUUUGCACUGCUAUCACGAAUAUUAUGAUCAGAUGUGCAAAGAAAACUAUUCCCCGAGGCAAAACUAAACACUAUCGAGUGUUUUGGUCUAAACACCGUAAGCAACUGAAAAGAAAGAGGGACGCCCUUCGCAAGACUGCUGAUCAGACUGGAAGAACGGAAGACGUAAAAGCCUGGAGACGACAAUCAGCUGUCCUAAGGCAAUCCAUCUUACAAGCUAAACGAACUUCUUUCGACAAGUUCACCUCAAAUAUAAGCUAUCAAAGUGAUAGCCAACGCACUUUCAAAUUUCUGAGAAACCUGCAAAACAACAGAGAAAGACCCAAGAAAGAACCAANUCACCAAAUUGGUGAUACUUUCGGACUCACAGUCAGCAAUAGUCUCUAUUGGAAACAGAGAGCCACCCAAAACAGCUAA
This is a messenger RNA of Rodentolepis nana, 693 nucleotides long. Lineage: Eukaryota; Metazoa; Platyhelminthes; Cestoda; Cyclophyllidea; Hymenolepididae. The record is from the annotation of a GenBank genome assembly.